AUGGGGAUGACUGGCACUGGGAAAUCUACAUUCAUAAAGCUUCUCACUGGGAAGAAAGAUAUCAAGGUCGGAGGGGGUAUCAACCCCGAAACAAGUAAAAUUGGGAGCUUUUCAUUUUAUCACAAGCAUCAACGUGUGAUCAUGGUCGACACACCUGGCUUUGACGACAACCGGCCGAAAAUGAGUGAUUCGAAACUCCUUGGAUAUAUAACUGAGUUCUUAUCAGAAGAGCACAAGGGGAAGACGUUGCAUGGUUUUAUCUACUUCCACCGCAUCUCCGACGUCCGCAUUAGCGGCACUGCAAAGCGCAAUAUUCGUAUGAUGUCUUCCCUUUGUGGACCGUCCGCCAUGAAGAACGUCGCUAUUGUCACCACACGAUGGGACGAAGUUAACAAGGAACAAUUGCAAGCUGCGGAGAAGACUGAGACUCAGCUCAGCGGCUAUUUCAAAGACUUCACCGACAAUGGGGCCCAGCUCUAUCGCCACGAUAACACUCUCGAGUCCGCAAAGAAGCUCAUAUCUUCUGUCCUUGACUUUACUGCUAUUGACAAGAUUCAAAUCGUCGAAGAGAUGCGAAGUCGAAAGACUUUAUUUCAAACUGCGGCAGGUGAAGAGCUUGCCAGCCAGCUGACCCAGCUCGAGGCGGAUCAUGUGCAACAGAUUGAAGGGCUUGAGAAGCAGUUGGGAGCUGCUUCUCGUUUGGAGGACAAUUCUUACUACGAUGAGUUGAACAAGUUACGAAACGACCUGCGUGGGAGGCGCGGCAAGGUGGCAAAAGAUCGGCAGAAGUUGGAACUUAUGAAGAUCGCGCCAAAACGUUUCAAGCAGCUUCGUUCGUUGAUUACAGAAAGACGUCCGAAAUAG
Messenger RNA from Laccaria bicolor S238N-H82, 864 nucleotides. RefSeq lists its product as uncharacterized. NCBI's taxonomy places the organism in Eukaryota, Fungi, Basidiomycota, Agaricomycetes, Agaricales, Hydnangiaceae. The coding region runs from base 1 to 864 and encodes 287 amino acids. The transcript has 3 exons. Gene Ontology annotation, molecular function: GTP binding. The record is from RefSeq and is a predicted model, not a curated record.